AUGCCCGGGGUGACGGUGAAGGACGUGAACCAGCAGGAGUUUGUCCGGGCACUCGCUGCCUUCCUCAAGAAGGGGAACAAAGGGUGACUUGGGGACCCCCUGGGGUGGCUCAGGGACAACUUGGGGACACGGGGACAUUUUGGGGCCCCCCCCCAAUGACUCUUCUGCCCCCCCUCAGCCUCCACAGCCCGACACCUGUACCUGCGGGGGGGUGCAGGGGUGGGUUCCAUGGCCAAAGUUUACGGGGGGCGACAACGUCGGGGGGUCCGACCCAGUCACUUCAGUCGCGGCUCCGGGGGCGUUGCCCGAGGCCGCAAACUGACCCCCCAGGGGCAGAGGGACCUGGAUCGCAUCGCGGGGCAGGUGGCAGCUGCCAGCAAGAAACAUUGA
Molecule: messenger RNA, 390 nt
Organism: Chaetura pelagica (chimney swift)
Lineage: Eukaryota; Metazoa; Chordata; Aves; Apodiformes; Apodidae
Gene: RPS19
Product: ribosomal protein S19
Exons: 4
Biological process (GO): translation; ribosomal small subunit assembly
Cellular component (GO): ribosome; cytosolic small ribosomal subunit
Molecular function (GO): RNA binding; structural constituent of ribosome
Source: RefSeq, a predicted model, not a curated record